UCUCUCUGUUGGCCGUCCUCCUCCUCCCACACAGCCCAGUAUAAACAUUUCUGUCGCGGGAAGACACUCCCCAACUAGCCGCCCUGAGGUCAGCCGCAGGGACCCGUCCAGGAGCGGGAGGAGGAGGGCAGAGAUGGCGCAACACACCGGCCAAACUUUUCCGGACAUCGUGGAGCUCAACGUGGGCGGUCAGGUGUACGUGACCCGCCUGGAGACCCUGACCGCGGCGCCCAAAUCCCUCCUGUGGGCGAAGUUCACCCAGAGCUCCCCGGCGGAGCUGCCCAAAGACAGCAAGGGCCGCUUCUUCUUCGACCGGGACGGCUUUCUGUUCCGCUACAUCCUGGACUACCUGCGGGACUCGGAGCUCUCCCUGCCGGAGUUCUUCAAGGAGCGGAAGAGGCUCCAGAAGGAGGCGGACUUCUUCCAGCUCCCGGAGCUGUCGAGGCUCCUGGCGGCCGUCAGCAAGGACAGCCCCUCCACGGAGGACAGCGGGGAGCCGGAGGAGACCGAGCCCAGCAGCCCGGUCACCUCCUCCUCCUCCUCGGACAGAGCCCCGCGCUCCCCCGGGGCCGCCUCCGGCUACAUCACCGUGGGCUACAGGGGCAGCUACACCAUCGGCAGAGACAUCCAGGCGGACGCCAAGUUCCGCAGGGUGGCCCGGAUCACSGUCUGCGGGAAGAUCUCCCUGGCGAAGGAGGUCUUCGGGGAAACUUUGAACGAGAGCCGAGACCCGGACCGGCCGCCGGACAAAUACACGUCCAGGUACUACCUGAAGUAUAACUUUCUGGAGCAGGCGUUCGACCGCCUGUCGGAGGCCGGUUUCCACAUGGUGGCUUGUAACUCCACCGGGACCUGCUCGUACGGAAGUAACGACCCGGGGGAGGACAAACUGUGGACCAGCUACACCGAGUACGUGUUCAGCCGGUGAGCAGGCUGCAGAGGGCGGGUCCUCCUCCUGACCUGCACCGGCCCACACCUGGACAGACAAUCAUCUACAGACCUGAUUAUAAUUCCUUCACAUUCAGCUUCUUUUGUCUUUUAACCGUCAGCUUUGUGAGCUGAACCAGAGUUCAGAUGUUCUGCCAACAUAAAUCUCAUAGCAGCAAAAACAACAUGGACUUUUCAGAGUUAUUUUUCCGGCCCAUCAGGCCUCAUAACCUUUAUGGCUUUCAGAGGCUGUUUUGUUCUUUAAGUUCAUGGUGAGAAGUGUUCCCCGGGGCGGCAGAAAGGUUAGGAGGAGUAGAUGUGUGAUUCCUGCUUAUUGUGGAGAGUGGCGGAUCUGCACAGUCCAGUCUCUUUCUAUAAUGCUUCAGUCUUUCAGGUUGUGAAUGUUUUCUUCUUAUUAUUAUUAUUUUUAUUAUAUCAACACUUUUCCUUCCAGAUAACACAGUGAAAUGUGCAUUCUGUUGCUCUGAGCUGCUGUACAUGUUCUCUUCUUUGAUAUGCGGCAAAUAAAGUGUGACUUUGUAACACCA
Molecule: messenger RNA, 1475 nt
Organism: Austrofundulus limnaeus
Lineage: Eukaryota; Metazoa; Chordata; Actinopteri; Cyprinodontiformes; Rivulidae
Product: BTB/POZ domain-containing protein KCTD12
Exons: 1
Coding region: 134-928 (264 amino acids)
Biological process (GO): protein homooligomerization; regulation of G protein-coupled receptor signaling pathway
Cellular component (GO): postsynaptic membrane; signaling receptor complex; presynaptic membrane
Molecular function (GO): protein binding
Source: RefSeq, a predicted model, not a curated record